GCCCGCGGCGGGACAGCUUCCGGCGCGGCCGAGGGCCCGGGGCCCGGCCCUCCCGCUGAGAUCGUGCCCUGCGCCCCGCCCCGUGCAGCUUCCCGGAGGGUCACCGGGCCCCUCGCCCCCAAGCCCACCGAGCCCAGAAUAUAACCCGGGCGCAGCCCUGCGUGGAGGCCCGACCCCUUCCUGCCAGAGAACCGAGUCGCCUCUCCGGGCGCCGGGAUCCUUCCUGGCAGAGGCUGCGCUGGGAGUGAGCGCCCCCAGGCCGGGAGCAGAGGGCAGGGCAGGGUCAGCCGGGAGGGUCAGCCGGGAGGGUCUCGCCUGGCCUCCGGCCCCCUAGGCACUGGCAAUGGCCCUGCAGCUUUGCUGGGGAGCCGUCCUUGCCGUAUUGUAAAGUCUCAUCUUCCGCGGGCCAGGGCCGGAAUUCCAGCGCACGCCCACUUCAGGCUGGCCCUCCAGAGAGGGCCCUCCUUCUGGGCCUUGUAUCCCGACCCUCACCUCCCUAAUCCUGGGGAAAGUCCAGCCUGGGAGGGAAGGGCAGGAGCUGCUCAGCAUUAAUGGCGAAGCCACAUCGCGUGCGGGGAGCCGGACUUGGCCAGGGGAUGAGCGUUAGCGAGGUUCUGUCCUCCUGGAGGUUGGUGUCUAGACUGAGAAGAGAACCCAGGUGCCCUCCUCCACUGUUCAAAUUCUAGCACCACAUGGCUUUGGGGCGCAGGGCUGGGUGUCCUCACAGCCACCCUCCAGACCUGGUCCCCGGGUUCUCGAGGAGCAGGGUGGCAGUUUGGCAAAGCGAAAGCCCCCAGGCUUCAGCCCACAGUCUCUCCAAGUACAGUGUCGGGGAGUUUUCCAGAAUGAUUCAUCUCAUUGUGGGUGAUUGUCUUAAAGCCACAAGCUGUCGCUGGAGACGCUGUCUGAAUUUUUAACCUCAUUCUUGCGCUAGGAUCAGACCGAUGGCCCAGGAGAAUUGGGAAUUAGUUGUGGUUAACUGUAUUUGGCCUCAGGUCAAAAGUCCGUUUAAAAAGUGGGCACCAGAUGCUACAGCGUAGAGGUGGGAGGACGAAGACCCAAUCCCUGAACCGUUCUGCAAACGUCACGCCGAACCUGGACUUGAAGAGAAUCGCAGGAGCUGCUGAUUCGCGUCAAGGUUGGACCUACCCACGACGUCUCACUGAACCUGGAUUCAUACUAGUUGUUCUUUUCCACCUGCAGAGGAGCACUGAGUCUUUAUCUCAUUGGCACCUCCUGACAACUUCUGGAGGUAAAUAAAACCUCUGUUCCUGUCCCGGAGAAGAUGGACAGAGGGACGGGGAAAGGACACUCGUGUGAGCUUCCGCGAGCUCGCUGCGGGUGGCUCGGAAGCGUUUUCUCAUGAAGCUUCGUGGCCGUCUUGCAUCUACAGCCGAGGGAGAUGCGACCCGGGAGGCGUGAGUGACUUGCCCUGGGACCCGCGGCCGGCUGGACCCUCACCAGGCCCACCGCUUCUCCGUGACGUGACCUAGGGCGCCAUCCCGGCGUGCCUUCUCCUCCAGGAUGUGAAGCAGGCAGAGAAGCAAAGUGCCGCCUCUCUGCACGUCCCGUCGGCUAGGAUGUAUCUCAUGAAUGCGCCUCCUGUGCUCGCCCUGCCGUCCAAAUGGGAGGCCUUUGGCCCACCCGGGAGCUGUAGGUUUCCCGGAUGCUUCUCGGAGCCGAAGGAGGGCGUCCCGAGAGCGGCGGUGAGCGCCAAGGUGCAGGCGGUCAUCAGCACGCUUCAGGGGGACGGGGCCGCCCUGGGCAUGAGUGGCGAGCAUGGCCGGCAGAGAAGCCAGAGAGCGGAGAGGGGCCGCGGCACCAGGCUGGCUACCAGCCCCACCUUUGCCGCCUGUGGUCUUGCUGUUGGUUUUGACCCCAAGGGGGAGGAGGAGGCCGCGGCCCUUGGCCCCCUGGUGCUGGAUUCGGACAGUGAUGAUUCCGUGGACCGCGACAUUGAGGAAGCCAUCCAGGAGUACCUGAAGGCCAAGAGCGGGGCCGCCCGGCCUCCCGCAGCCGGUCGAUGCAAACCAGAGCCGCCUCCGAGCGGCACCCCGACCGCCCUGUGCCCCCCAGACCUUGCAGCUGGCCCCACUGGUGUCCCCGGCAGCCACAGGGGAGUCGGCCAGGACCAGGGCUCUGCCUCGCCGCUCAGCGUGAGCAGUGAGGACUCCUUCGAACAGAGCAUCCGGGCGGAGAUCGAACAGUUCCUAAGUGAGAAGAGGCAGCACGAAACCCAAAAAUGCGACGUUCCUGCAGACAAAAAACCAGACCCCGCUGACAGCUUGGCCCAGUCGGCGUCUAGAUCCAGCAGAGAGCCGACGGGCAAGGCCUACCAGCAGGAGCUGGCGGGCGCCUGUAAGGAGUUCACCUUCCGGAAGCCUCCCAGGUCCACAAAGGCUGGCGCGCUGCCCAGAGGCCCCAGGUGCAAGGUCACCGUUGAGCCCGCCGCGGCUGCGGGCCGCCCUGCAGAAGCAGCCCCUGGUAAAGUCGGGGUCAGGAGGGGCACCGGCUCAGGGAAGAGGGGAAGGCGAGCCAGGAGCGCGGCCCUGGUGCCUGAGGCGGCCGACUCAAGCAGCGAUGAUGGCAUCGAGGAGGCCAUCCAGCUGUACCAGCUGGAGAAGAGGAAGGAGGCAGGCGGCGAGCCGCCGCAGAGGGCCCUGCCCGCGGAGGAGAAGGACCCCGGGCCCCCUACACACGGCACGGGCCUCUGCACCAAGAGCACCUGGCUCGAAGGCCACGGGAAGACCCCGGGCAAGAAGAAGCCAGUGGCCACCAAGGCCGCGGACUUCAGCCCGGGUGGCCUGGACCCCGACCACCCCUCCAGGCCUCCCAGGGAAACCGUGGCUCCUGCACCUCCAGGAAGUACAGCUGCCGAAAGCAAGUCUGUGGACGGGUCCCCGUGCCGCGCAGACACAUCCGCGGAGCUGAUGUGCGCUGAAGCGAUCCUGGACAUUUCCAAAACGAUCCUGCCGGGUCCCCUGGAGGGCGGCACCAGAUCCCCGCCCACCAGCCCACUCCUGUAUCCCCACGACGUGCCUUCCUGCUCCGACGGUGACAGCAGCUCUGUGGACAGCGACGACAGCAUCGAACAGGAAAUCCGGACGUUCUUGGCUCUGAAGGCGCAGUCAGGGGGGCUGCUGCCCAGGACGGAGACGUGCCCGCCACCGGCACACAGCCCGCUGCUGCCGUCCGGCCUCAGCGCCUCGGCCUCCAAAACGCCGGACCUGUCACUGAGCUGCAAGAGGAAACGCGGAGCAGGCAACACCGCUGUGCGGCCGUGCACGCCCAAGAGGACCAGAGACACGGCCGAGGCGCAGGAGGGCGCCCGGGACGCCGACCGCAGCCAGGGGAGAGCGCAGCCCAGCCAGGGGAAAGCCAGCGAGGCCCCGGGAAGGGAGGGUGAGACCUGGGGCCAGCCUCUCCCCUGCAGGACGGGCGUGCUGGGUGAUGAGCACGGGGCCCCGGUCACGCAGGGUACCGUGUUGCCAGGCCCCGGGAAGGCGGCCGAGGCGAGGCGCGUGGAUGAGAAGGAGAGCUCCGAGGACAAGAGCAGCUCGCUGGACAGUGACGAGGACCUGGACACGGCCAUCAAGGACCUGCUGCGGUCCAAGCGGAGGCUCCGGAAGAGGUGCAAGGACCCCAGAGCCGGCUGCAAGAAGAGGGUCAGGUUCAGCACCACGGAGACGCAGUUCCUGGAUAAAGUAGGGGGCUUCCCGAAAGACUGGAAAGACCGAAGCCCACAUCUGCUGAAAAGCUGCCUCUCAAAGUCCAGAAAAGAGAGCCCGGGGAGACCCUCGCACGUCCUCUGCCGAGAAGCGGUGAGAGCAAAGCCAGACGGCAUGGCAGCCGAGGACGCGCCCCCGGCUCCCCGGUCCAGGGGCCAAGCCGCAGGAAGGAGCCUGUUCUCUGGUGAAUCGGAAGCCCGUGAACUUCGUGGUCCGGCCCCAAGCCCCAGUUCCCUGUCUGAUGACAGCAGCUCUGUAGACAGCGAUGACAGCAUUGAACUGGAGAUUAGGAAGUUUUUGGCCGAAAAGGCCAAGGAGUCCGUGAGCGGAUCAGAAAUUCAAGGAGGGGGCCCCACCGCUCUCGGGACGGGGAAUGGGGGCAAGCCAGAGCUGCCGUGCCGGAAAGUGCUACCUCCCGGCCCGGCCCUUCAGCCUGGCAUGUGCACCCGGAGCCAGAGGUGCAGGGGGCCCUUGCAGCCGGCCGAGGGACCGAGGGGCCCGGGCAGAGCCUUCGCUCCGGCCGGGAGGAGCAGCCCCCGCGCCGAGCCGGCCUGCAGCCCUGCAGCCCUGGCCAGAUGCGAACUGGUGCCGCCCAGGAGCGCCAGCGGGACCGCGUCUGCCAAAGGGUCACCAGCCAGUAGGAGAACCGCCUAUGCGCCCAAAGAUAAGAGCCCGAGGGGGGCCGAGGCUGCCGCGGGGGAAAGCGCAUUGGCUCAGCUCCCGAGCUGCAUGGAGGCUGGCGCUCGGGCAGACAGCCGGAGGUCACUGGCACGGACCCCAGGCGCCGAGCGAGAGGGGAGGCCCCGGGCCGGCCUCGCCCUGCCCUGGACUGACAUCUCCCCCCAGAGCCGGUUGCAGAGCACCUGGGCACUGAGCACGAAAGGUAGGGACGCGGCGGCGUGGAAAGGGGGCCUCAGGGGCCAGAGAGAGAAGCGGCUGGAGGGCCAGGCCCGGGGCUCGCCCAGCCUCGCCGUGGACCCCAAGAGAGGCCUGCCUUUUGCCGGCUUCUCACCACUGCUCUCCACGCAGCUGUUUCACUUCGGGAAGAGUGUCUGCUGGGGGGGGAAGCAGGCCAGCCUCUUCAGUCCCCCCCUGAGCCUGCCUCUGCAGGGCGCAUCCUUCUCGGCCUUCCGAGAGACCCAGGCUGGCCACGGCCCAGUGUUCGGAAGCUCACACUUGCUGGUGAAGCAGGAGGGUGGCCGCUGGCCGCCCAGGAAGUCCCAGGCAGGGCUCAGUCUGCCCGACAGGAGGAACUCGGGGCCGGAGGAGAGCAUCUUAGACCUGCGGUACAGGCGGAGGGGGGUGGACAGAGACGAUGAAGACCAAGAGGUCCUGGGCAGCGAUGCCAGCGAGUUCAGCGAUGCGUCUGUGGAGGAGGGCGGCAGCCUCUUGGCCAAGGGCCCCGUCCUCCAGCUGUGAGCACGCUCCUGGCCGCGGCAAGUGUGGGCAAAGCAUGUGUGUGCCCGUCCCCACAUGUCACACACUCCUGAGGAAAGGGCGGAGCCCCGGAGGCCCCUGUACAGCCUGUAUAUAUGUACACUAACGCGAAAGGAUGUUUUUAUUUAACAGAUGUGUCCUGGUAAAUAUAAUUUUUGUAGGCUUUUUGUAAAUUAUUUAAAGUGCUGUAAAAAAUAUUUUUGGUGAAUACCAUUGUUGGAUUUUGUAGGGCGUCCCUCGGGGCAGUUUUCCGUGGUCUCCGCACUAGUCUUAGAUCAGCAAACACUUGGUUCCGACUGUCCCUGCACUUGGGGUUGAGCGCUGGUGGCCGUGGCCAGUCGUGGCCACAGUUCGGGCCCGAGGAAGGCAGCAGCUGGUGCCCCGCCUGAGACGUGCCAGAGCGCCCCAGCGGGCUUGGUUGGGACACUCCUGGACAGCACUUCCUAUGUAAAAGAGGCCCGAGCAUGUCUUCAAUUGGAAAAGUGUUUCAAAGCACAAUGGCCAGCGAGGAAACGGGCCAUGCCAGUUGCACGUAGGAGUCCUGAGUGAGAUCUCAGGGCCGGUCACCAGUUCACGCCUGAAGCCUGUGUUGUUUAACGUCCAGUCCUGUUCAAUCAUGACAUGAUGCUACCGGCUCAAUAAACCUAUUUUUAUACAGGAGCUGCCGUCCUUCGUUUUUAGUCACAGCUCUAAAAAGGUACCAGGCAGCCCGUGUGUUUUAAAUGCCCUUGUCCUGAUCUGGGCAAAGCAAAGAGGCAGCGGCUGCUUCAUGGGUUCUGGUGCCCGGAGUCCUGAGGACCGAGGACAAAGCCCACCGCCCUCCGGGAACUGGGCUCGCUGGGACUGUGCUCCACCAGCAGGGGCGUGCCCGUGCUCGGUGUGUUUGAGCGGCGGUGCCACGCACACAGGGAAGAGCGUGGCAUCCUAUACCUUGUGCUCUGAGGCUGCUGCGGUGCCCACAGCUACAGAAGAGGCAGGUGGGAACCUGCACACGUGAGGCUGAGCGCUGACGUUUACCCGCGAUCGUCCAGCAAACUGAUCGGCUGCCGCGAUUGUGACAACUCAUCAGUAGCUGCAAUGGGCCUGGAGCAAGGUUUAAUUUGCAGCUGAAGUUGUUAUUCUGAUGUGCAAGUGAAUUUUCUACAUGUUGUGCCCCCCCCCCCAGGUCUUAGCAGGAAUUCACUUCUGUACCCAAAUGGGGACGUGUGCCAGCACCCACAGUCAGUGUCCGCUGGGUCAGAUGCUGUGACGAGCAGGCCCUGUGGACUCUGUGACCGUCUGGUGCCUACGCGCUGUGCAUCCGAUACUUCCGUUGUCGAAUAUUCAUUCACUUAAGUGCUUCCCGGAAAAACAAUUAAUAAUCCAUGCUUUAAAUUUCAUUUAAUUUUGAAGGAGUGCUUUUAACACUUGAAAACAAAAAUCAGCUUGUUUUGUAUAUAAGAACUGGAUUUUUUGUUUUUUGGUUUUUUUUUAUGCUAAUAAAUCAGGCACUGCUCACAAAUCAGUUGAUGUAGUCUGUCCUGUGCAGAGUGGCCUUUGCAGGAUGUUGACGUGAGAACCCGAUGUCUAGGACCUGCCAGUGUUCUUCUGUGCCAUCGUGCAUUUAGUCCUGAGCACCUGUCUGCUCCUGCGGCCCAUCCCAGUCUCCCCCAGACCCUUUGCACCUUCCUCUCCCCCUGCCUCCCUAGCCCCAGUCUGUGUGCUUACCUGGCAGUGCAGGCCAUGCCUGGUUUUCACAAACUGGACGUAAACGUGAUCGUGCGGGCCCAUCCCUGGAUUGCCAACAAGCCAUGCUGCGUGAAAGAGUUUUGCUUUCCCUCUCUCCAACAUCCUAGGUCAACUCUGGCACACACUGGGGCCAAGGUCCGAGGUCCCCCUGCACCCUGUCUGCAAAGGGGGCUGCAGUGGGGGGCAGACGGGAGCACUGUCCCUCAGUGAUGGCUGUCUAUACGUUUGCAGCCCUGGUACAGCUCCUCCGAUGAUCCGGGCCCGACCCUGCAUCCCUGCAUCACAGCAUCCCUGGAGCUGCUGCAUGAGAUGGCACGUGUGCCCGCACUUGUAGGAAGAGUCUCGGCGAGGGAGAGGGUCUUCCUAAAGAGAAGAGUCAUGGACUUCCCUGAUGGUGCAGUGGUUAAGAAUCCUCCUGCCAAUGCAGU
This is a messenger RNA of Globicephala melas (long-finned pilot whale), 7321 nucleotides long. RefSeq names its product protein phosphatase 1 regulatory subunit 26 (gene PPP1R26). The record is from RefSeq and is a predicted model, not a curated record. Gene Ontology annotation, molecular function: protein phosphatase inhibitor activity. Gene Ontology annotation, biological process: negative regulation of phosphatase activity. NCBI's taxonomy places the organism in Eukaryota, Metazoa, Chordata, Mammalia, Artiodactyla, Delphinidae.